AUGGAUCACGACCCUUCGCGCUCUGCUCAACGGAACCUCCAAAGGUCACGCUCCGAGGCCAGCCCGGGAGCUGCUCAAUCUGGCGGCGCCAAUAGGGUCAACGUACAGGAUGCGGCUUUGCUUGCUCAAUUCGCCGCCGCCGCUGGGACAGGAUUAGAUGUGAGCCACGGCUAUGCCCACGGCGUUCCCUCCACGGGUUAUCCUAAUCUAGGGCCAUCCCCCGGUUUUUAUGGCAGCUUCUAUCACCAUGAUAGCAUGUCUCAGCCGACAUCACUUCCACCCUUAUCCUCACUUGAUUACCCCUGGCCUCAGCUGGCUCCGCAGCAGCAGCACGACUUGAACCAAUACAGUCACUCAAUGGAGGCGGGUGCGAUGGCAUCUUCGGCCUCUACGUUCAUUCCAUCCCAAUACCACCCUCCGCUUUCGAUGCCUCACGAUUCGCCCUCCCCUCCCGCCUCGGUUUCUGGUAGCUCCGUGCGAUCUUCCGGCGGAGGACGUUCACGGUCGGGAACGAACACAGAAGACCUCACAGAAGCUGAAAGGGCUGCUAUCGCGGAGGAGAAGCGCCGUCGAAAUACAGCAGCCUCAGCACGGUUUCGUAUCAAGAAAAAACAGAAGACUAUCAACCUCGAGCGAUCAGUGUCAGACUUAACGGGUCGCGCAGAAGAGCUGGAGCGAGAGGUUGCUGACCUUAGGCGGGAAAACGGCUGGCUCAAGGAGAUUGUCAUGUUAAAGGGAACGCGUUUCGCUGCUCAAAGGAUGGCGCUUAAUCAAGCGGCAGCUUUGGCCGCCAAUGGCCAGCUUGGGCCCGAGGGUGCAUCUAGUGUAACCAAUGGCGAAGGGUCGUAUUACCAUGGUGAUGACGGAGACGAAGAUUCUGGGUCGUCUGAUGACGAUAACGAAAGGACCUCGAAGGGAAAAGGAAAGGCAGGGUCUUCCAAACGUUGA
Messenger RNA from Coprinopsis cinerea okayama7#130, 948 nucleotides. RefSeq lists its product as hypothetical. The coding region runs from base 1 to 948 and encodes 315 amino acids. Gene Ontology annotation, cellular component: nucleus. NCBI's taxonomy places the organism in Eukaryota, Fungi, Basidiomycota, Agaricomycetes, Agaricales, Psathyrellaceae. The transcript has 3 exons. Gene Ontology annotation, biological process: regulation of transcription by RNA polymerase II. Gene Ontology annotation, molecular function: RNA polymerase II transcription regulatory region sequence-specific DNA binding; DNA-binding transcription activator activity, RNA polymerase II-specific. The record is from RefSeq and is a predicted model, not a curated record.